Molecule: messenger RNA, 975 nt
Organism: Guillardia theta CCMP2712
Lineage: Eukaryota; Cryptophyceae; Pyrenomonadales; Geminigeraceae
Exons: 6
Coding region: 1-975 (324 amino acids)
Biological process (GO): glycolytic process
Molecular function (GO): intramolecular phosphotransferase activity
Source: RefSeq, a predicted model, not a curated record
AUGCGUCUGAUUGGAACCGCCUGCGCGUCUGCAUGGCUCCUCGUAGCCCUGGCACUCUUGAGACUCGCAGGCAGUGAUGGCUCGACAUGUGAGGAGCGAUGGAUUGAUGGAACUCCUGCCACCGCAACCCUUGUCAUGGUGCGACAUGGGCAGAGCAUAUGGAAUCAAGACAACAGGUUUACUUCCUGGGUUGAUGUGCCACUGAGUGACCAGGGAUUGAAAGAUGCGCACAAGGCUGGAAAGUUGUGUCGUGAAAAUAAUCUCAAGUUCGACGUUGCGUUCACCAGUGUUCUUCAACGAGCAGUUAAAACAUGUUACAUCGUACUAGAAGAGCUCAACCAGCUAUGGAUCCCCACUGACUGUAGAUGGCGCUUGAACGAGCGCCACGAUGGAGCGUUGACUGGCCUGAACAAGAAAGUUGCCGCCUUGGAUUUUGGCAGGGAGAGAGUACAGAAGUUUCGUAGGGGAUAUUCUUAUCCUCCUCCUCUGCUAAACAAAUCCCAUCCUUGCUGGCCUGGGCAUGACACAAAGUACUGGCAAAUGCACGAUAUCAAUGAGAACGACCUGCCAUUGGGUGAAAGUCUGCAUGAAGCCAUGUUUAGGGUGUUGCCAACGUGGGAAGAGGAAAUCAAGCCGCUUCUUAGAGCAGGGAAAUCGAUUCUUCUUGUCACGCACGGAAAUAUUGUCAGACUGCUUGCAAAGAUUCUGGAUGACAUAUCUGACAGUGACAUAGAAAAUCUCGAUGUUCCGUCUGGCUGCCCUUUGGUAUACAAAAUCAGGUGUGACACCUUGAAGCCCAUUGCAAGCGGCUCGUCUUGGGCACCUCUUUCAGCCGAGUUCCUUGGGAACAAGACUGCGAUAUCAGAAAAGAUGCAGUUUGUAAAGGCAGAAGUGGGUCAUCUCUUUGCUCGAGAUAUUAGACGAAUGCUGAGACAAAAUGACUGGGGAGGAAAACGAGGUAAUGAUGGACCUUGA